Oryzias latipes (Japanese medaka) is the source of this 3253-nucleotide messenger RNA. It is a transcript of the gene cd248a, whose product is annotated as CD248 molecule, endosialin a. Gene Ontology annotation, molecular function: extracellular matrix binding; calcium ion binding; extracellular matrix protein binding. Gene Ontology annotation, biological process: cell migration. Gene Ontology annotation, cellular component: extracellular matrix; external side of plasma membrane. The record is from RefSeq and is a predicted model, not a curated record. NCBI's taxonomy places the organism in Eukaryota, Metazoa, Chordata, Actinopteri, Beloniformes, Adrianichthyidae.
CUCCCUCUCUGAAACUAUGGGAUGAUUGCUUGGUCUCAGCUCUGGUGCAGAUUAGACCCAGUGUUGUGGAGUUCAGAUCACAGGCAGGCUAAUGAAGGAAGAAAGGAUAAAGUAGGGGAAGAAGAGCAGAGAAAGUGGCCGACAUCGUGACGAGUGUGGAAACAGUUAGGAGGGCAGACAGAGGAGAAAAUGGGCUCUCUGGUGGGCAGUUCUGCUGCUUUCCUCUCCCUGUGGACGGUUUUCUUUGAGGCUUCUUCUGUUCUGGGUCAGGACCUUCAGGAGAGGGACGCCAUCUGCAACGCAGCCGGCUGCUAUGUGGCCCACUUCCAGCGCAAAAUCUUCCUGGACUCGUGGAGAACCUGCAAACAGAUGGGUGGCAACCUGGCCACAAUCAAGCGGAAGGAGGACGCGGCUGCCAUCGCUUCACUCUUCUCCACUCUGGAUUUGCGGCACUCGCGCUCCAGGGUCCGGGUGUGGAUUGGUCUGCAGCGCCAACCGCGGCAGUGCACGCCCGCGCGUCCACUGAGGGGGUUCUCCUGGACCACCGGAGAUCAAGACACCCAGUAUACCAACUGGCAGAAUGUCUACAGCGUGGCUUCGUGUAUGGUUCCCCGUUGCGUGGCUUUGCGCUACGGGAUUAACGAGCAUGCAGAUAACUUCAAAUGGAUAGACGGUUCCUGCUCCGUCCCUGUGGAUGGGUUCCUGUGCCAUUAUUCCUACAGAGGAAUGUGUCCUGCCUUGAGGAAUGAGGGUGGGGGCAACCCCUUCUAUGCAACACCAUUCAACCUCAUGAGCACGCUGCUAACUCAUGUUCCGUUUGGAUCUGUUGCUACGGUACCAUGCCCCCCAGGUACCAGGGAGGGGCAACCGGUUUUGUGCACUCUGAGGGAGGAUGGACAUGUAGGAUGGUCACGGGGCCCCCCCUUUUGCUCCGAUCUGUUACCAUCCAGCAUGUGUGAGAUAAACAACGGUGGGUGUGAGCAGCUCUGCAGAUCAUCAAAUGGUCACUUCUUCUGCCAGUGUUUUGAAGGCUACGAGCUACGAGCGGACGGACUGACCUGUGAGCGGGUUAAUAUCUGUGACGUGGCCUCCUGUGAAUAUGAAUGCCUGACUCUCAUGGAUAACUACCGCUGUGCCUGUCCGGAUGGAUACAUGCUGAAGCGAGACCAACACAACUGUGAGGAUGUAAACGAGUGCCUUCAGAGUCCCUGUCAGCAGAUUUGUGAGAACACACUGGGAUCAUUUCUCUGUAGCUGCCGUAAGGGCUUUUAUCAGCUUUACGACGGCGGCUGUGAGGACAUAGAUGAGUGUCUGGAUGACCCAUGUGAUCAUGUUUGUGAGAACACUCCUGGAUCCUUUAUCUGCCGCUGCCGCCCUGGCUUUGAAAAGGACCCGGACGACCGCAGCCUGUGCCACGAUAUCGACGAAUGCCAAAGCCCGGACACCUGCGAGCACAUGUGCGCCAAUUCUGAAGGGAGCUACGAGUGCUACUGCAAGGAGGGCUAUGAGCUCACGGCCGAUCACUCGUCGUGUGUGCGCAAAGCCAGCGGUCAGCACCAGUCUGGCGCCACCACUCCGUAUUACUGGGUCACCAAUCACAGAGAGCCUGCAUGGGAUGUGCUGAACUAUGACUGGAGUACAGAGCAGAGUCGCACUGGCUGGCCUGCAGAGGAGGAGAAAGAAAGCCUGGACUGGCUCACCGAGCCAACAAGCAAGGAUGACUCUGAUGUGACCUAUGUAGACAGAACACAAAGGUAUGAACUUUACUCUGAUUUUGCCCAGAACACCGCAAUGGAGCAAAGUGAGGAACCUAAAGAAGAAGUUGUAUUUGUUGGAGACCCAACCCCCUCCUCCACUGUACAGUCACACACCAGUCCCAGCACCACAUCAGACUGGUAUUAUGAUGAUGAUGAUGAUAACAAAGAGGGCACUACCACGUCUCUUCCACCCUAUUCCGCCUCCACAGUCUCUAAAGGACAGCUUUCUCCUUCUACGCUGAGCCCAGGAGAUUCAAGCCACCGGAAGGAAAUAGAAGAACUACGAGCAGAAAAGUCUGAUUUCCCAGAGGAAGAAUCAGAAGAGGAAAAAAAACAGGUGGGGGUUGCCCGCUCUCAUGGUCCGGCUGCCAUCAGUGAGUUCACUUCUUCCCCGCCCCUCCUGGGUAGAGAUGGGGGGAGUGGAGACAGCCUGGAUUCUGUCAAAGAGGACCAGGACUUGAGACAGGGCAGCACUUGGCUCCUGGUCGGCCUGCUUGUGCCCAUCUGCAUCUUCGUCGUGGUGAUGGUGGCGCUCGCCAUCAUCUUUUGCACCCGCUGCACCUCUCAGCCGAAAAACGAGAAAAAAAGCAGCGACUGUUACCACUGGAUCUCGGGCGCCCACGACAAACAGGGAGGCGCCGACCCGUCGGCGGGGGCCAAGGCGCAGGUUUAACCAAACACGGGAUGAACUGACUGUCACAGAAACUCGAGCGAGAGCUGGUCAUUAACCUGUGACAACUGCUGAUCCUUUGACCCCGUGCUGUUGAGCAUCAGCUGACAGACGGGGGGCCGUGGAGAACCCCUGACCUUCAUGGGAGAAGGCCUUUUAAGUGAUUAAAAACCCUGACCACACAGGGAAACUUCCGCUCACUUAGUGAUUGCACUGCAGAAUCUUAGGACUGUUUUUACAUAAAAUGUGUAAUUAGCCUUUUUUUUUUUACAUCUUCAAGUUUUUUGAGUUUGGUCCAGCAGAUGACUGAGGGCUUUGGGUUGGAUCAACCAAACACUUCUUUGUAUAUAAUGUUCAUUCUGUAUAUUAAUGUAUGUUUCAGGUCAUGUGAUUUUUUUUAAAGAAUCCUUUUCUCUGCACCCCUCAAAGCGGGUGUCACGUAGGGGGCUUCAGCACAUGGAUUCCAUCAGAGACCCGUGUCCGGUUUAAGGGUUUUUCCGCUAUUCUUGACUUUUAUUUGCAGCGGUGCAGGAGUCCUCUCCACACAUGAUUUACAGGAUUUCUCCAAGCCUUUAAAGAAGAAGGCUGUCACUUCCCGCUGUCCGCACAGCAGUUUUACGGCUUGUUGGGCUCCAGAUGUGCGUGGAGCUCCUCUUGUACAGCGCCGCCUGCUUUUUUAAAAACAGCAGGGCUCCACAACGCCGCAGCCCCGACCCAAAUGUUCACGCUCGAGGCGCUAGGUGUUUCUCACAGUUCCAGCCACAACCGAUGUGCCUGUAUUGCUUUUGUAAAGCUUUGAAUUAAAAAUGUUUUUUGUGAAACUUGA